This is a messenger RNA of Hyaena hyaena (striped hyena), 2215 nucleotides long. RefSeq names its product dapper homolog 3-like. The record is from RefSeq and is a predicted model, not a curated record. The coding region runs from base 1 to 1413 and encodes 470 amino acids. The transcript has 8 exons. Lineage: Eukaryota; Metazoa; Chordata; Mammalia; Carnivora; Hyaenidae.
AUGGGCCAUGGACCAGUGACGGUCUGGGGAUUAUUUGAACUGGUCCAUGAAUGUCCACCUCUUCAUUCUUUGAAGCAGCGAGACAAUAAACCUUGGGUAUUGAGUCCCAAAGUUGUGCCGUGGGACGAGGUGGCCAAGUGGUUAAGGCGAUGGACUGCCAAAGUUGUACAGCAUGGCUCAGCUGAUCCCUCGGCCUGGAGUCUCAGAAGGCCAAGAUCAAACUGGGCGGUGAUCGCCCCCUGCGACUCCGGAGGCACACAGCAGUCUGAGCACCGCCGCUGCCGCCGCCCGACCCCUCUCACAGCCUCCAGCUCUGCUGAUAGGCAACCGAGGGCCACACGCGAGCUCCCCGGACACCUGUUUCCCAGGUUCUGCCACGCUGGUGACUUGUACGGGUUCCCCAAGCUUCCACCUCCGUCUGCGGGGGAGUCCUGCGCUCCCGCGUCUCCCCACCGCCUGGCUGGCCAGCCGCUCCCGCGCCCGGGUGGGAUGGGCGGCGGCUCGGCCGCAGGACCCCGGCCUCAGGGUAAAUCCUCUCCUCCCCCUUCUCCGCCUAAGCCCUGCCCUCCUCCUUCAGCAAACCGCUCCGGCCGCCAGCCGCCGGGAGCCGGGCGCCGGCACCGCUUGGCACCGCGGCUCCGAGACCCCGGAAGGGAAGAUCCCAGCCGCACCGACUGUUGCUCUUUAGGGCAGAUCGGGAGGGAGCAGGCUGCCCGAGGAGCUGUCACCGAGGACACCCGAGGCUCUCCCUUGGCGCUCGGAGUCCGGGGCCGCGCCAGAGCCCGCGUGGGGCGAGGAGGAUGCGCACCUCCUCCCGCAGAGCGGCUGCGGGCCCGGGCGCUGCGUGGACUCGGGCUCCGGCGGCUGCCCGUGCCGUGCCUGCGCCGCGGGAGCGCGCCCUGCCGCACCUGGCUCCGGCCUCCCGGGGAAGUGCAGGAAACGCGCCCUAAACUCCACUACUUCUCGUCCGCUUCCUCCCCCUUCCGGCUCCCCGCCCGGCUCCCGGCCGCCGCCGCCGCCGCCCGCGUGUGGGGCCCGCCCGCCUCUUACUCUCCCGCGCGCACGCACUGCGCGGUCGCUCGCUCCCAUUCACGCCGACACGCUCUCCGCGGAGCCCGAGCCCCGGCUUCCGAAACUACUGGACCAACUGCCGCGGGGACUGCGGGAGCGACCCGUGGCCCGGCGCGACCCGUCUUCGGCGCCCGCGACCUGGGCUCCCGCCCCCGCCGCCGCGCCCGGGACGGAGCAACAUCAUCUAUCAAGACACUCAAGAAAAGUGAGAAACCAAGAAGAAUAGUUAGUUAUAAGGAUCGUAGUAGGAAUACAGGCUGGAGGGCUCUUCUCAAGGUGUCUGCUCUCUGGGACCCCGGCUGUUGGAGCACCAUCCAUGGAGACUCUUGGCUGAUCUUUUGAUGCAGGGAAAAUAGAUCACCAUGGAGGACAGGCUGGCUCUAAAAGGAUUCCCUUGGAAGGGACACAAGUUACUUGUAUUCAUGUCAUUAGUCAAAUUGAUUCCUAUGGCCAACUCUGACAUCGAUGAAGCAAAGAAAUACAGCUCACCCCCAGGGAGGACCAAAAAUUUGGGAAGUUUAGUACUGUCUACGGGGUUAGAUACAAAUGCUGGGCAUUUCCUAAAAGUACGAUUUUUCUAAUCUUUUCAGUGGUAAGUCAAAUAAAACUUCAGAGAGAGAGAGAAGUAUAGAAGGCAAGACGAAAAACGUCUGCAAGGUAUUUUCUCAAAGGCGACUUCUACAGAAAUGGCCUCCAGGAUUCCUGUCCUUUCACAAAUAGAUAUCUUCACCUUAAUUACUUCUGCUAAAAUGGAUUUGAGUCAUUAUCGACAGGGAAUUUAUAUGCUUCACCAUUGCCUUUUGAAUUUAGAACAUAUAUUUAGAAUUUGGAAUCAUGUUCUCUGAUGUCAGUUCUUCAGCUGAUUUUUUUAAUGUGUUAUAUGAGCAAAUGUAGAUUGUAACUAUAAACACAGUGCAAGGAAAAGGCAGGCCCAUCUGUCUUUUCCAAACUUGAUUAGGGAAGGUUGCGCAGACAAUACUUUUGGUAUGGUUUUAAAAUUAAGGUUAAGUUGCUUUGAAGCCAAUUGAUUUAUUCAUUUUGAGGGUUAGGAUCAAACAAACUGAAAAAAAUAAACACAUUCCCAAAGACACAUUAUGUUGCUACUUUAAAACCACAUUUAGGGGCACCUGGGUGGCUCAUAAGG